AUGCUCGUACUCCACCCCGACUCCCAGUGCGACGUCUGCCUCGAGAGCUAUCAUGGCCACCGAGAGCCCCUCGUCAUCACCUGUGGACACAUAUUCUGCCAGAGUUGUCUGGCCAUGCUGCCUAGGCGUCUGUGCCCUCUAUGCCGGGUGCCCUUCGACGUCGAGGACAUCAGGAAGCUGCACGCCGAUAAGACUGCGGUUCCCCCAUCCCCACCCCUCGCGCCCGCCGACCUCGACCCCGACGCCAGCCAAGCUCGCCACCUCCAGACCGCGCUCACCGGCCUCAUCCUCGAGGGCGCGUCUGGGAUGGAGACUGCGGAGCUCAUGAACUCGAUCCGGAGUUGGUUGCUCACGCAGUCCCCAGACGAGGUGCGUGCUCACUCGCGUUUCCGCCCACGUUUGUCUGCGGGUGCCUGCGCGAUCGGAUUCUGA
This is a messenger RNA of Epithele typhae, 432 nucleotides long. RefSeq lists its product as uncharacterized. The coding region runs from base 1 to 432 and encodes 143 amino acids. The transcript has 2 exons. NCBI's taxonomy places the organism in Eukaryota, Fungi, Basidiomycota, Agaricomycetes, Polyporales, Epitheliaceae. The record is from RefSeq and is a predicted model, not a curated record.